AUGUCCGCUUCCAAUCAUCAACAAGCUGAAUCGGUUACUAUUACUUUACCAAAUGGCUUGACUUAUCAACAACCAACUGGUUUAUUCAUCAACAAUGAAUUCAUUCAAGCCUCGACCGGUAAGACUGUCGAAGUUACAAAUCCGGCCACCGAAGAAGUCAUCACUUCUGUCUCUUCAGGGUCAAGGGAUGAUGUUGAGUAUGCUGUCAAAUCUGCUGAGCAUGCUUUCACCAAGACUAAUUGGGCCACUCAGGAUCCAAAGGAAAGAUCUAGAAUUUUGCGUAAAUUGGCCGAUUUAGUGGAAGAGAAUGUCGAAUUGAUGGCAUCAAUUGAAACUGUGGAUAACGGUAAAUCUGUAGCCUUGUCCAGAGGUGAUAUUGGGCUAAUGGUUGACUGUUUAAGAGACGCUGCUUCAUAUGCCGAUAAAGUCAACGGCAGAACUAUCGACUCUGGCGAUGGAUAUAUGAAUUUCACCAUCAAGCAAGCAAUUGGUGUUUGUGGUCAAAUCAUCCCGUGGAAUUUCCCUACUAUGAUGCUAGCCUGGAAGAUUGCUCCAGCUUUGGCAAUGGGUAACGUUUCCAUACUGAAACCAGCAUCUGCUACUCCUUUAACUGCUUUAUUUUUCGCCAACUUGUGUAAGCAAGCAGGUGUUCCAGCAGGUGUUGUCAACAUCAUUCCAGGUUCUGGUAGAGAGGUUGGUAAUGCCAUUACUGAACAUCCAAAAAUCAGAAAACUUGCCUUCACCGGUUCCACCGAUGUUGGUAAGGGUAUUGCGGUUAAUUCAUCGACUACAAACUUAAAGAAAAUCACACUAGAAUUGGGUGGUAAAUCUGCCCAUAUGGUGUUUGACGAUGUUAACCUCGAAAAGACCAUUCCAAAUCUGAUUAACGGUAUCUUUAGAAAUUCUGGUCAAAUGUGUUCUGCUGGUUCUAGAAUUUAUAUCCAAGAAGGUAUCUACGACAAGGUGAUGGCUGCAUUCAAGGAAGUAACAGAAAAGAUUAAAGUUGGAAAUCCAUUUGACGAGUCCAACUUCCAAGGUGCUAUUUCUAACAAGGAUCAAUUCGAAACCAUCAUAAAAUAUAUCGAGAUUGGUAAGGAAGAGGGUGCCAAAAUAUUGACUGGUGGUACCAGAGUGGGUAACAGAGGGUUCUUCAUCAGACCAACCAUAUUUUAUGAUGUAAAGCAAGACAUGAGAAUCGUAAAGGAAGAAAUUUUUGGCCCGGUUGUUGUAAUUUCGAAAUUCAAGAACAUCGAAGACGGUGUUGCGAUGGCCAACGACUCGGAGUUUGGCCUUGGAGCCGGUAUUGAAACUGAAAACUUGAGCACUGCAUUAAAGGUGGCCAAGAUGUUACAAUCUGGUACCGUUUGGAUCAACACAUACAAUGACUUUGAUUCCAGAGUUCCAUUUGGCGGUGUCAAGCAAUCUGGUUACGGCAGAGAGAUGGGUUCUGAAGUUUACGAUAACUACACAGAGAUCAAAGCUGUCAGAAUCAAGUUGUAA
This is a messenger RNA of Maudiozyma saulgeensis, 1500 nucleotides long. The record is from the annotation of a GenBank genome assembly. NCBI's taxonomy places the organism in Eukaryota, Fungi, Ascomycota, Saccharomycetes, Saccharomycetales, Saccharomycetaceae.